Lycium ferocissimum is the source of this 1111-nucleotide messenger RNA. RefSeq lists its product as uncharacterized. The coding region runs from base 381 to 833 and encodes 150 amino acids. Lineage: Eukaryota; Viridiplantae; Streptophyta; Magnoliopsida; Solanales; Solanaceae. The record is from RefSeq and is a predicted model, not a curated record. The transcript is spliced from 4 exons.
UGGGGUUGUCAUUUGUAGGUAAAAUUCCGGUAUUUCUUCAACACGAUAUCUAAAUAUUAUUGUUAUAGAGAGGCGGUUUUACAAAGAGUGUACCGUUAUAAUGAAUGUCACUGCUGUUAUAGGUAGAAUGUUGUUAUAGAGAAGUAAAAUAUAACAUGAAAAAUCGGUUCCGGAGAAAAUCAGGCAGUUAUAGUGAAAUGUUGUUAUAACGAAUGACAAUUAUAGAGAGGUUUGAUCAGAAUAAAGAUAUUACCUUGUGAUUAAUUGAUAUUGUAACUACUAAUUGUUACCUUUUCAUCAAUUUCUUAACAGGCCCAAACUUUUUCUGUUGAAGGAUAAAUAUCAUUGCCGUGUGAAUUCCAGUUCCUUUACGUGCUUUUAUGCUCAGAGUAUGCGAAUUUGAAGUUGAAAUCACAUAUGGCAGCGGAACAAUAGUAGCAAGAGUGCCAGAGAAAUUGACUGAAAGAAUGCUCUCGAUGACAGCAGAGCAAGUAUAUGAAACUACUGUUAUCAAGAAGCAAUUAUUACCUGUUGAGCAUAUCAGGGAAGAACUAUUGCACAAAUAUUUCAAAAUUCACCUACAGAAUUCAGUACUCUGGAUACCGGAUGGAACGCCUGGCUCAUUAGUCGUUUUAUCUUACAGCCAAAAACAAACCAUGUUUGAUUCACUGCACUGCUCAACAUUGAUAACCAUUGGCGAGGGAACUAAAAGAAAGAAAGAUAGAUUCUAUCACUUCUACAGAAGAAGAUAUCACUUUAUCAACAAAAGAUGUGUCGUUGAGCAAAAAAUCAAAAAAGCUCUGAAGGAAGCAGAUUUUGACCAGCAUCUAUGACUGUUUUAUAACAUCCUACAGCAGUUGUACCACUUAUGUUCAGAGCAGAUUUUGAUGAAGUUGUUCACUACAAUACAAAACUCCAAAUUUUGUGUAAAUAAGUGUGUGUACUGUGUGUUUGUAUAUGCUUGUAAAUGUUGGAAAUACAUUUUUAGCUGCUGUAGCACUUACGCUCAAAGCAUAUUUUGAUGCAGUUGUUCCCUGUAGUACAAUCCUUCACAUUUUGUGUAAAUACCACAUAUCCUACCUGGUUUGUUUGUUUGAGUUUUUAAGGAAAA